This is a messenger RNA of Plasmodium gonderi, 750 nucleotides long. RefSeq lists its product as hypothetical. Lineage: Eukaryota; Apicomplexa; Aconoidasida; Haemosporida; Plasmodiidae. The record is from RefSeq and is a predicted model, not a curated record. The coding region runs from base 1 to 750 and encodes 249 amino acids. The transcript is spliced from 6 exons.
AUGUCAAACGCUGGAACUACAGACCUAAGUUGGCUACCUUCAGAUGCAGACGAACAACUAGCCUUAGGGUUUAAAAUAGUAACAAAUGCAUACAAAACAAGAGUUACAUCUCAAGAGGCAGAAAUAAGAUCUCUAAAAGGACAAUUAACGGAAAAACUAGAACAAUUAUCAUCAAUUCAAAAAAAAUAUAGCAAUCUGGAAGUUCAGUUAAUCGAAUCAACACAAAGAGGAAAUCAGUUAGCUGAUGAAAACAAACAAUUAAUUACAACCAUUAAAAAACUGAAUAGAGAUAUUGAUCGACUGGAGAAUCUUAAAAAGGCUGUUCUCAAUUCUAUACAAGAAGAGCAUGAAGUGGAAGAUGCACAUAAAUAUUACUCUGCAGAUGACAUGUUGCAAACAACAGCACCAAGAACAAUGCUCGAAAUCAAUGGCAAUGAAGAUUCGUGUCAAACCCUAAUUAAUAAAAUAGUUAAUUCGGAUACACACAAUAUCAUCAAUGGCAAUUUCAAUUCGCCUUAUUUGGGAAAUGGAUCGACAGGAGAAAAAAACACAGACGGUAGGGCUUUUUUUCGUAAUGCAAGAAGUAGACUAACAUAUGAACAGUUUAAUCAAUUUCUAUCAAAUAUUAAGAAGCUCAAUAAUCAUCAACAAAAACGAGAAGAAACACUGAAAAAGGCACAAGUUAUAUUUGGAGAAACGAAUUCAGAUUUGUACGAAGAAUUUAAAGUCCUUAUAUCCAAACAUUCUUAA